Molecule: messenger RNA, 1110 nt
Organism: Sinocyclocheilus grahami
Lineage: Eukaryota; Metazoa; Chordata; Actinopteri; Cypriniformes; Cyprinidae
Product: E3 ubiquitin-protein ligase CCNB1IP1
Exons: 5
Coding region: 87-839 (250 amino acids)
Biological process (GO): reciprocal meiotic recombination
Cellular component (GO): synaptonemal complex
Molecular function (GO): ubiquitin protein ligase activity
Source: RefSeq, a predicted model, not a curated record
CUGUUUCCGGCGUGACAUGAUUCACGAGCAGACGGUGAGAGUUACGGGCAUCAAGCAACUUUGCAACGCAAAUUAUAAGAACCGCCAUGUCUGCAUCUAAAUUCACCUUGCUGUGUAAUUCGCAUAACUGCCGGACCAAGCUGAGCGGGUUCGCCUGGGUCACGGCCUGCUCUCAUGUAUUCUGUGAUCAACACGGUACGGAAGAAUUCAGCCGCACACCUGCCAUCUGCCCCGCGUGCUCCUCCAUGCUCUCGGGCAAACUGGACGUACUUAGAACCGAGCUGGCACCAUCAGAGCAAUACAAGGCUAUGGUUUUGGUCGGAUUACAGCCCGAAACUGUUUUGGAAAUCAGUCAUAAAGCGCUAGACUUUUGGACCUACCAGGUAAACCAGGAGAGGUUGCUGAUGGAGUACAGUCUGUCCAGGGCUGGAGGACAAGUGCUUCAGAUGGAGAAGUUUAUGAUCCAGCAGAACCAGAGCAAAGAGCUCGAGUUAAAUGCAUUAAGAGGGGAGAUCGCAUCCCUGAAAAAGGUGCUGGAGGAAUAUAAGCGGAAGUACAGUGAGGUUUUGGAGCGACUGAAUGAACGAAAUGGGCAAUAUCAGAAGCUGCAGGGACUUCUCGACUCACUACGGAUGCACACGCUGGGAACGGGAGAGAAAGAUCCCAUUUCCCACCCUUUCACUACAGGUUUGGUCAAACCACGCUCUUCCCAUAGCAGUCCUUCAUUCCUGGGACCAGAAGGUGACAGGUUCUUCUCACUGGGGCCAGAAAAUGCUAAAACUUUCUUCCAGUUCAGCACACCCACCCGAGACAGAACCCAGACUUUUAAGAAAAACUAAGUAUGAUUUAAAUUUCACUAGGAUGCUUUUUUCUUCCAUUUAUGAAUUCUAAUUUCAGUUCUGACUGCCAAAUAUGGUUGUUUCGGUUCAAUUCUUUGUUUUUGUUUUUUCAAAUUGGUUAUUUACUGAUAAAGCUGUUACACAGUUUAAAGAAGUUUGCUCUGCUAUAAAUACUCCCAACAUGUUUCCACUAAUGUAAAUGACCUUAUUGUGGAAAAUAACUCAUAAUUAAAAUGUGGAAAACCCUACAUUAAGUAGGAACUGCCAAACU